AAGGUCACCAGCAGCCGCCGGCCGCCACACGUGUUGGUUUGUUUACAUCGAUGGCGGCUGGAAGCCUGGCGUCCGAGGGGCUCCGUUUCUUCGCCUGGGGGGCGAACAGCCACGGGCAGCUGGGGCAGGGCCACCGGCAGGACCGGGUGGAGCCGGGGCAGGUGGAGGAGGGCGACCCCGCGGGCCGGGCCCUGCGGCGGCUGGCUGGGGGAGGUGGGCACUCCGUCCUGCUCACGGGCGCGGGACAGCUGCUGGUGUGCGGACAGAACCACAGAGGACAGCUGGGCCUGGGCCACACCAGAGAGGUCACGACCUUUCACCUCUGCCCCGGCCCCGGCGGGCAGGCGGUGGAGCAGGUGGCCUGCGGCUGGGAUUUCACUCUCCUCCUCACAGACAGGGGGACCCUCUAUUCUUGCGGCUCCAAUGCUUUUGGACAGCUUGGUGUUGGGCGGCCCCUAGCAGACAGCGCAGAGCCUCUGCAGAUCCAGUCUCUCUCUGAACGGGUGGUAGGACUGGCCGCGGGGCUCAGGCACGCACUGGCUGUCACAGGUUCGGGCCACGUGUUCCAGUGGGGGACGGGCCUGGCUGCUCAGGCUAAGCGGGCUCUGUGCCCGAACCCGGUGCCGGCACACCUGAAUGCCUGGGAACCCUGCCUGGUGCCAGGUCUGGACCAUGUGGCUCCCCGUGGGGUGGCAGCUGGGGCCUACCAUUGCGUCUGUCUCACAGCAGGGGGCGAUGUCUUCCUCUGGGGUAGUAAUAAGCACAAGCAGCUGUGUGUCUCUCUGCCUUUCCUGCCCCUGCCCCGGUGUGUGGACCGAGCCCUGCUGGGCGGGGGGCCGGCGACGGCCGUGUGGAGUGGGUGGACACACCUGGUUGCCCGGACAGACAGCGGCCGGGUCUUCAGCUGGGGCAGGGCGGACUACGGGCAGCUGGGGCGGCCGGGCGACCCCUCCGAGACGGGCAGGAGCCAGCCGGCCGGCGUCCCCGCGGAGGUGGACGGCCUCGCCGGCGCCACCGAGAUCGCCUGUGGCUCAGAGCACAACCUGGCCAUAGUGGGGGGCCGCCUGCUGUCCUGGGGCUGGAACGAGCACGGGAUGUGUGGCAACGGCACAGAGGUCAACGUCAGCCAGCCCCAGCCAAUCCCUGCCCUCCGGGGCGCAGGGCCCCUUCUGAUUGGCUGUGGAGCGGGACAUUCCAUGGCCCUCUGCGAGAGGAGGGGAGCUCCAGCUGGGAGACCCUGAGCGGCCUUGAGGAGAGCCCUAGUGGGCUGUACCACGGAGUGCAGGACACCCCCCCACCACCCCGCCCCCCGUCUCUCCUGGCCAGCGCCCAGCAUCCUGGCUGUGCUCAAGGGACCGAUACCUCGGAGAGCCGGGAUGAACUCUGGGAUUUCAUCAGCCUUCCACUUCUGCUUGUGCCUGCUGCAAAUGUAGGCAACCGGAGCCCCUAAUCUCCCCCCGAUGAUACACGAUUGCUGGAGAUGUGAGGUUAAAUAAAUCCCUUGGAAACAAA
Lepisosteus oculatus (spotted gar) is the source of this 1512-nucleotide messenger RNA. It is a transcript of the gene sergef, whose product is annotated as secretion regulating guanine nucleotide exchange factor. Lineage: Eukaryota; Metazoa; Chordata; Actinopteri; Semionotiformes; Lepisosteidae. Gene Ontology annotation, cellular component: cytoplasm; membrane. Gene Ontology annotation, molecular function: ubiquitin protein ligase activity. The record is from RefSeq and is a predicted model, not a curated record. Gene Ontology annotation, biological process: protein ubiquitination.